AUGGCGAAUGUGGAGACAUCGAUGGUCUUGCCGAGGAACGAUUUGGUGGCUGGCGAGAGCUUCAUUCUGGAAUGUAUUUCAAUAAAUUAUUUAGCAGCAGCCGACGCGAUCACGUGGAAUCAGACGGAGCUCACUUCCGUGCUUCAGGAAAAUAUUUCCGGCGGAUUGAGCUGGAUUGAUGCCGACUCCGUCGUUGGUGAUGAUGGCGGAGGUGGCUGCGGGCACCUUGAAUUCCUCGGCGGCGAAUUUGAGGACGGCGGUGAAUGGGGUGCUUUCGGGGACAGAAAGUCUGGAAAAAAGAGAAUGAAAAGAGCCACAAACUUGCUGAAUGUAGCGACAAAAUCCAGAAAUUUCGGAAAAAUCCGGCAAUUCUCUUCAGAUCCAGUAAAAGCUUCUGGAAAUUUGGCAAUGGAGCCCAAGAAGACACAUUUCGGAUUUACAGAUAUCGAUGAGUCGGAGAAAGAAAAGAAAGUCCACUCCGUAUUCGCUAACGUCGCCAAAAAGUACGAUUUAAUGAAUGACGCAAUGAGUAUGGGAGUUCAUCGACUGUGGAAAGACUACUAUGUGGGCGGUCUCCAGAUUCCAUACAAUGCAAAAAUUCUGGAUAUGGCUGGAGGGACAGGAGACAUUGCAUUCAGACUUUUGAGAGAGUCUCCAACGGCGACAGUGACUGUUUCGGAUAUUAAUCAACCAAUGUUGGAUGUGGGGAAAGAAAGAGCAGAGAAGGAGAGAGAUAUCCAACCAUCCCGCCUAGAAUGGGUUUGCGCCAACGCUGAAGAGAUGCCAUUCGAAUCAAACACCUAUGAUCUAUUCACAAUGUCUUUUGGAAUCAGAAAUUGCACCCAUCCCGAAAAAGUGAUCCGCGAGGCGUUCCGAGUCCUGAAACCCGGUGGUCAACUCGCAAUUCUCGAAUUCUCAGCAGUAAACGCCGCUCUGAAACCCAUCUACGACGCGUAUUCGUUUAAUGUGAUUCCAGUUCUCGGCGAGAUUCUUGCCAGCGAUCGUGCCAGCUAUCAAUAUCUUGUGGAGAGUAUUCGAAAAUUCCCGAAUCAAGACGAAUUCGCGAGAAUUAUCAGAGAAGAAGGAUUCGGACAUGUUCGAUACGAGAAUAUGACAUUCGGAGUUUGUUCGAUUCACAAGGGAACCAAACCAAGAAAAUGA
This is a messenger RNA of Caenorhabditis remanei, 1161 nucleotides long. RefSeq lists its product as uncharacterized. Lineage: Eukaryota; Metazoa; Nematoda; Chromadorea; Rhabditida; Rhabditidae. Gene Ontology annotation, molecular function: methyltransferase activity. The transcript is spliced from 5 exons. The record is from RefSeq and is a predicted model, not a curated record. Bases 1 to 1161 code for a protein of 386 amino acids. Gene Ontology annotation, biological process: ubiquinone biosynthetic process.